Solenopsis invicta (red fire ant) is the source of this 2276-nucleotide messenger RNA. Its product is annotated as U1 small nuclear ribonucleoprotein A-like. The record is from RefSeq and is a predicted model, not a curated record. The transcript has 3 exons. Lineage: Eukaryota; Metazoa; Arthropoda; Insecta; Hymenoptera; Formicidae. The coding region runs from base 335 to 1153 and encodes 272 amino acids.
CAUAACCAUAUGCAUAAGAAAAUUUCAUUAUGCAAGAGUAUGCUCCUGUGUAAAUCUAUUACAGAUAUAGUAAAAAUAUUAUUAUGCAAUAUGUAAAAAUGAGAACCAAGGUAUAAUAUUUGUUCUGCGAUAUGGGCCUUGCGAAAUCUUGAUAGGCAGUGUACAAAAGACGCGACGCUUUUUGCUUUGCCCGCGCAGCUACGCGACACGUGAUAUGAUCAGACUACCUCCCCCAGUUUCUCAUUCUUCGCUUCUUCGCCACAUCUAGUGACGUGUAGACCGUGUAGUGCGUGUAAUAUACUUUCCGAUCGCCUGCAGUCCAUGAGGUCACAAAAUGGAUAAAGGAGCUGGACGACCUGGACGAAGACCGAAAAGCGAGGGAAGUCGCUGCGAGGUGACGGCGAGAUCGACGUCGAGAUCGACGCCGAGACCAGCGGCGACGACGGCGUCGACAUCGAGAGCAAUGGCGACGACGACGUCGACGCCGAUACCAGCGGCAACAACGACGUCGACGUGGAGAGCAGUGGCGACGACGGGGACGACGCGAUACGACGGCGACGACGACGUGUCGACGGCGACGACGGCGACGACGGUGUCGACGGCGACGACGGCGACGACGGUGUCGACGGCGACGACGGCGACGACGGCGUCACCAACAAAUAGUGUGUCCGCGAGGCCGAGGACGGUCUCGCGGCACACUCAGACAGAGGAUGACAUGGGUAAAAAAAUCAAAAUGGAAGUACAUCGUUACAUACAAAAACAGAGGCGGCAAAAUUAUAAAUGGGCCAAUAGGCAACGGCCCCCUUUUUGUUCUGCUGCGAAGGCCGAUCCGCCCGCUGCGGCCGCACACCCCGCUGCGGCCGCUCAGCCCGCAGUGGCUGCUAAAGCUGUGCCGGCAGUGCCACCGGGAUACGUCCCCGCAUCAUGUCUACAAUUGUUCGUCCCCCCAGGGUACGUUCCAGCAUCUUCCGUCCCCCCGGGGUACGUCCCAGCAUCUUCCGUCCCCCCGGGGUACGUCCCAGCAUCUUCCUUCCCACAGGGGUACGUUCCAGCAUCUUCCGUCCCACAGGGGUACGUUCCAGCAUCAUCCGUCCCCUCGGGAUACGUUCCGGCAUCAUUGGCAGCACCAGCAGGAUAUAUUAGAUAUCCUUAAUUAAUGGAUAUGUAACCUCGUAAAGUAAGAUAUAAAUUGAGGCUGAUAGCAAAGCAAUAGCUUGUUCCCUAGUCGCAAACGUAGUAUGAAUUAACAGGGAACUUUGCGUUGAGGAAUAAAAUUUUUUUCACAUUAUUAAAAUUUUUAUUAGAGUUUUGAAGACUAUUUUUUGAAAACAAUUCUUACAGUUCAAAUAUCCAACUUUUUUACUUUAGAUAAUUAUAUUCAAACUUUAUGAAAAAACUAUAUAUAUCACCCUCUUAGUAAAUAUUUUUGACAAGAAUGAUAUAAAUGUUAUAAAUUUGCACCAUGUUACUCAAGCAUUAAAUCUUCAACGUAAUGUUUCCUUUAAUUCAUAGUAAGUUAGCGACAAGGGAACAAGCUAUUGUUUUUGUCGUAAAACGUAUACUUUUCAGUAUUGUCGAUUAGAUUUAAGUAUAUUUUGUGUAGUUUUUAAGUAAAUAUCGUCUGGCCAAGUUUCUGAUUUUACAAGUUAAGAUAUUAAGUUGAGGCUGAUAACAAAGCAAUAGCUUGUUCCCUAGUCGCAAACCUAGUAUGAAUUAACAUGGAACUUUGCGUUGAGGAAUAAAAUUUUUUUCACAUUAUUAAAAUUUUUAUUAGAGUUUUGAAGACUAUUUUUUGAAAACAAUUCGUACAGUUCAAAUAUCCAACUUUUUUACUUUAGAUAAUUAUAUUCAAACUUUAUGAAAAAACUAUAUAUAUUACCCUCUUAGUACAUAUUUUUGACAAGAAUGAUAUAAAUGUUAUAAAUUUGCACCAUGUUACUCAAGCAUUAAAUCUUCAACGUAAUGUUUCCUUUAAUUCAUAGUAAGCUAGCAACAAGGAAACAAGCUAUUGUUUUUGUCGUAAAACGUAUACUUUUCAGUAUUGUCGAUUAGAUUUAAGUAUAUUUUGUGUAGUUUUUAAGUAAAUAUCGUCUGGCCAAGUUUCUGAUUUUACAAGUUAAGAUAUUAAAUUGAGGCUGAUAGCAAAGCAAUGAACAUGUUUGCUGUAUGUGACAUACAUAUGCGUGCGUGCGAUACAUGUGUGAAGCGAAACCUUUCGUUAAAUUUAAUGUAAAAGUAUACCAAAAUAAAAUUUUUUCGAAAGUCUAUCUGCAAAA